AACAACCACCGCUCCGAGCCAGAGCGUAGAAGCUUAGGUGAGAGAGAGACGAAUAAGCAAGGGUCUCACACUCACUCACUCUCUCUCUCUCUCUCUGAAAUCUUGGACCGUCUGGUAGUCCCGGUCCUCCUUUCCCUCUCGCUCAUUCUUCAAUUGAAUUACUGAGCUGAGCUGUGUGCGAGAGACAGUUAGUUCCGUUUUGCUGGUGGUUCCUCCCUCUCUCUCUCUCUCUCUUCUCCGCUUCUCGUUUUGACUUUUCUGCGGUGGAGGGAGCAGCUUCUGCUUCUCGGAGGCGGAGGCGAAAUGACGAGAAUGCCACCGCCUUCGCUGCUGACGUUGGCGCCGAUGGAGGCCGCGGCGUUCGUGAUGGCCUGGUGGGACGAUAUCAACGAGUCGACUAAGUGGCAGGACGGCAUCUUCUACUCUCUCUGCGCCGCCUACGCCCUCGUCUCCUCCGUCGCUCUGUUUCAACUAAUAAGGAUUGAAUUGAGAGUGCCGGAGUACGGUUGGACGACGCAGAAGGUGUUUCAUCUUAUGAAUUUCAUUGUCAAUGGAGUGCGCGCAAUUGUCUUUGGAUUUCACAAGCAAGUCUUUCUCUUGCAACCAAGGGUGUUGAUAUUGGUCUUGUUGGAUCUUCCUGGACUGCUAUUCUUCUCAACGUACACACUUCUUGUCCUAUUUUGGGCAGAGAUAUAUCACCAGGCGAGAAGUUUACCGACAGAUAAGCUCAGGAUUGUUUAUAUUUCAGUCAAUGGUGGAAUGUACUUCGUACAGAUUUGCCUCUGGAUAUACCUCUGGUUUGAUGACAACAGCGUUGUGGAGUUCAUUGGAAAGAUAUUUAUUGCAGCUGUGUCAUUUGUGGCUGCACUAGGUUUCUUAAUUUAUGGAGGAAGGUUAUUUUUCAUGCUGAGACGUUUCCCAAUUGAAUCUAAAGGGAGAAGGAAGAAACUUCAUGAGGUUGGAUCUGUUACAGCCAUAUGUUUUACCUGCUUUCUCAUAAGAUGCUUUGUGGAUGUGUUGUCCGCUUUUGAUGAUGAUGCAUCACUUGAUGUUUUGGAUCAUCCUGUUUUAAAUGCGUUCUACUACAUGCUGGUUGAGAUCCUGCCCUCAGCCUUAGUCCUCUUCAUCUUGCGCAAAUUACCCCCCAAGAGAGUAUCAGCUCAGUAUCAUCCAAUACGUUAGCUCAGCUCAGUAUCAUCAUUCUUUGUGGCAUUUUUGCCCCGUCAUUAUUCUUUACGGAUUGGAGGUUUGAUGCUAAUGAAAAUGAGCAACAUGAGGAAAGCCAGAUAAAACAAUCCAGAUGUAGUAUUCUGGUGCUGCCGGCAUAUUUUUUGUUUAGAUGUCUGUAUAUUACACAGCUCUCUGCAGCUUUGCCACGGAAGAUUCUUCAAUUUAAUUCCAUGGUGAUUUUGACAGUAGGUUUAUCUGAUCAUGUUUCAAAAGGAAAAUGUUCAUGUAAUUUAAUGUUGUAGGUAUUUCUGUUUAAAAAGUUUUACAUAAUGGCGUGUUGAUGAUCUCCUUUUUGCAUAUUAGAACAGAAGGUUUAUUUUGUAA
This is a messenger RNA of Rosa chinensis, 1554 nucleotides long. RefSeq names its product tobamovirus multiplication protein 1. NCBI's taxonomy places the organism in Eukaryota, Viridiplantae, Streptophyta, Magnoliopsida, Rosales, Rosaceae. The record is from RefSeq and is a predicted model, not a curated record. The transcript has 11 exons. Bases 304 to 1182 code for a protein of 292 amino acids. Gene Ontology annotation, cellular component: plant-type vacuole membrane.